GAAUUUCACAUGUAAUGAAAUUCUGUCUUGGCAACUGAGUUGCUGAUUACGGAUGAGAUAAAAAGAAAAACAAAACAAAGAAAUAAUGUUCACCUUUGUUCAAAACUAUGCUUAUCAGUUCUUAUCAAGUACAAAGCUUCCACAAGACUUUCAUUUAUUCCAAGGCCAUUUCCUUAUACCCGGAUAUAGUAGGCCUUGGUGAUCUAUUUUAUACCGCCCUUCUAGCUUCAGAUUUAAACCCUCACGAGCUGUGAUCCCCAGUUUGUUUUUGAUCCAGUCCCAUUUGGUCUUCACACUUUUCAGUUCAAUUCCAACUACUGGGAGAGGCACAGCAGCAGCAACCUCAUUCAACAUUUGGAGCAGUAUUUUAGUGCCCAUGAUUCCAGCGAUGGACUCCUGUUUAACUCCAGCCCUUCUCCUCCUCAUCCUCUUUCUGUCCCCUGUUCUCUCCUGUCGAACUGGGAGGGACAGUGAGUGUGAAUCUGCUUCCUUUGUACCAGGACACAAUCUGGUGGGGGAGGGCUUUGAUGUGGUCACUCUGCAGCGAAAAGGAGCAUAUGUGAUUGAUGUGAAGACCUACCUGACCCCAAAUGGCACCUGUAUCCUCUGCUCCAAUCCUCUUCAAGGCAACAGGCUGCAGAAGGUGCCAGUUUCCGUGAUGGACUGGCGUGCAUUCAGCCGUUGCAGUGCUGAUAUCUACAGCAGUUCACACACCUCCGUUAGCUCACUGAUGAACACUUAUACCUCACAGGACAGCAAUGACUGGAAGGUUGGUCUGGAUUUAGAUAAGUAUGUGUCUGUAGGGCUGGAUGUGGGAGGAACACGCUCCAGUGCGUACCAAUUUUCUUCACAAAGGACCAGAGAGGAUCGACACACCUUCAGCACACACAGGGUCACCUGCAGCCAUUAUAGUUACCGUGUAUCAACCAGACCACCCCUGAGCUCAGAGUUCACUAAGGAUGUAGCCAGACUGCCAACACACUACAAUUUUUCCACCAGCUCGCAGUACAAUGAGCUCAUACACACCUAUGGCACACACUACAUACGACAGGUUCAUCUUGGGGGACGACUGCGGCGAGUGACAGCUACACGGACCUGUUUGUCCACACUGAAUGGGCUCUCCUCAAAUGAGGUCCACUCCUGUUUAUCACUGGGCAUCUCAGUAGGCCUGGGGAAGUUGAAACUAUCCAGUGUUCGAGAAUCUUGUCACAAGGUUCUACAGAACCAGGAUUUCUCUACUAUGUACAGCUCUAGUCUCCAUGAACACUACACACAGAUCUCAGGAGGCAGUGGUUGGUUAGGGGAGUUUUCAAUUACCCGUAAUGACUCUCUGGGCUACUUGGAUUGGUUGACCACCCUGAAGGAUCAUCCUGAUGUUGUUUCGUACUCCCUUCGGCCAAUGCAUGAGCUUAUGCCAAAUAUAACACAGAAGGCAGGGAUGAAGGCUGCCAUUGAGAAGUAUUUGGAGGACAACGCAAUGAAGAGUUCAGCUGAGGAACCCAAGUGUGAAGCAUACAUUCCUAAUGUGGCUUACAACUGCUGUCCUAUGAAGGCUUCGAGGGGAACAUUGAAGGUGACCAUCAUCCGAGCCUGGGAUCUGAAGGGAGAUCUAACUGGCAAGACCGAGAGCUAUGCAAAGAUGUGGUAUGGUUCCAUCUAUCGCCGGACUCAUAUGAUCCGAUCAAACCAUCCCUGGUGGAAUGCUUAUUAUGAUUUGGGCAAGGUGGACACACAUCUGGGUUUGAAGGUUGAGGUUUGGGAUGAGGACUUGAAGUAUGAUGACCUCCUUGGAGGAUGUGUGAAGUACUUGACCCGGGGGACACACAGAUUCACCUGUCCAGCUAAGAGAGGUGGCUUUGAAGUCCAGUACACCUUGACCUGUGACUCUCAUCUGACUGGAGACAGGUGCAAUGUUUAUAAACCAUCUCCAUAGCAACUAGAUCAAUGUAGGGAAGUGUUUCUUUUUAACAAAAUGUGAUAUUGUCUCUUUUGAUAUAAUGAAAAACAAGAGUGACAAGAUUGAUGACAGCUUGACCUUCCAUAUUUGUUAAAGCUUCAGUGAGCAAAGUUUAAUAAAGUAUAAUAAAAAUAAUUUUUCCUCUUAACAGAAUAUUGUGAAGAAUAUAAACAACUCAUAUUUUGAAUAUAAAUUAUAGUAAUCUCUGGGAUACGC
This is a messenger RNA of Melanotaenia boesemani (Boeseman's rainbowfish), 2173 nucleotides long. RefSeq names its product perforin-1-like. The record is from RefSeq and is a predicted model, not a curated record. NCBI's taxonomy places the organism in Eukaryota, Metazoa, Chordata, Actinopteri, Atheriniformes, Melanotaeniidae. Bases 377 to 1933 code for a protein of 518 amino acids. The transcript is spliced from 10 exons.